Solea senegalensis (Senegalese sole) is the source of this 1584-nucleotide messenger RNA. It is a transcript of the gene tspan14, whose product is annotated as tetraspanin 14. Gene Ontology annotation, cellular component: membrane. The transcript has 9 exons. Gene Ontology annotation, biological process: protein maturation; regulation of vascular endothelial growth factor signaling pathway; protein localization to plasma membrane. The record is from RefSeq and is a predicted model, not a curated record. The coding region runs from base 127 to 933 and encodes 268 amino acids. Lineage: Eukaryota; Metazoa; Chordata; Actinopteri; Pleuronectiformes; Soleidae.
CCUCCGUGUGUAAACAGCGCAGAAGAAGAGUCGUUUUGUUGCGGUAGCUUCAGUUCGGUGGUUCCGGGCGUGUUCGCCGCUCAUUAAAGUGUCUGGACCUGAACGUGUUGAUGAAACGGAUCAGAGAUGCAUUACUACAGAUACGAAAACACUGAGGUGAGCUGCUGCUACAAGUAUCUGAUGUUCAGCUACAACAUCAUCUUCUGGUUGGCUGGAGCUGCCUUCAUCGCUGUUGGUUUCUGGGCCUGGAGUGAAAAGGGAGUUCUGUUGGACCUGACCCAGGUGACCCGGCUGCAUGGUUUCGAUCCAGUCUGGUUGGUUCUGGCGGUGGGCGGAAUCACCUUCAUCCUGGGCUUCGCUGGCUGUGUGGGCGCUCUGAGAGAAAACAUCUGUCUGCUCAAGUUUUUCUCCGGUGUCAUCGGCUUCAUCUUCUUCCUGGAGCUGACCGCUGCGGUGCUAGCCGUGGUUUUUCAGAGUGAGGUCAGAGUAUGGAUCAACGACUUCUUCCUGACCAAUGUGAAAGCGUACAGAGAUGACAUCGACCUGCAGAACCUCAUCGACUCCCUGCAGAGGACGAACCACUGCUGUGGAGCUCAGGACCCAAAGGACUGGGAUCUGAACGUCUACUUCAACUGUAACGGCACCAAUCGCAGCAGAGAGAGGUGUGGAGUUCCAUUCUCCUGCUGCAUCACUGACCCUGCUGACUCGGUGGUAAACAGUCAGUGUGGCUACGACGUGAGGAGCAAACACGAGGGCGAAUGGAGUAACUUCAUCUACAUGAAAGGCUGCAUCACUGCGCUGGAGGACUGGUUACCACGUAACCUGUACACAGUCGCCAUCGUCUUCAUCGUCAUCUCUCUGCUGCAGAUGGUGGGGAUAUACCUGGCCAGGACUCUGAUCUCUGACAUUGAAAAAUCCAAAUUCAACUACUGAAGUCUUUAUCGACGUGGAUGGAGGUUCGACGUUGGAGGGCGUGGCUUAACCCCCAAUGCCUUCUCUUUCUCCUGCUUGUCUGUACUUAAGUUGUUGCCAUGGAGACUGAAAAGAUGGCAUGUUUGUUUGUUUACAUUUGGUCGAUGUUUUUAUUUUUUUUUUCACUUUUUAACACUUUUCUGCUCUUCACACUUUUUUAUUGAUCUACUGUGAUCUGCGACCUGAUUGGCUGAUCACCGAUCAGUGCCUUCAAAAGAGGAAGCAGUAUUUGUAGACUGAAAAGAGGCGGAGUCAGUGAUGUAAUCCCGGUGAAGUGCACUUCCGAACACUGAAAAAAAAAGCACAUGGUUAAUGACCGACCAUGCUUUUUUUUAAAAAUAUCCGCUUAUUAAAACACAGACUGUCCCUUUAAGAACCUUCACGUCAUGUGAUCACAUUUGGUCAAAGAUUAACUUUAUUAACACUGAUUUACAUGGACAUUUAUUUUGAAUAAAGGCGGUCUGAUAUAAGGUCUGAGCUGAAUUUAAAAAAUGUGAGUGCUGAAAUGAAAGCAUGAAUGGAUGAGCGAGUGAAUGGGACAAUGACAGUGAGAGAACGAGACACGUGUGAGUGAAUGAGUCAGAAUUAAAGACUGAGUCAAUGAGUGAAUGA